AUCUUGAUUCUUGAUCUUGCCUUGAACCCUGAACUGGAGAGAAGCCAUGAGCCGGAAUCUGCUCAGGAGCUUCUCUCUCCGUUGCCAAUGGAAUCGACCCAUCAUUUCCUUUCCAUCCUCAGUUAUCAAUAGGGUCAGAUUUUAUUCCCACGACGAGCAGAACAAGACCCAAGAUCAGGAGCUCGAUGCUUCCCAUGAUGCCGAUGAUGUCGGCAGAGAAGAACUGAAGACGAGGAUCUUGAAAUUUUACGAUGAUGGCAACAUGGAAGCGAUUCCAUCAAUUCUUGAGGAAAUUUUGAAGCGGAAAUUGGCCGGAAAAAAUGACGAGAGCUUACUUGAUCAACUUCCUUCUAACGUUAGACGUGAAGAUCUUGAAGGCGGUGAAGACAGUGAUUGAGAGAUUGGUAAUCUGUUCGUUACAAGGUCAUAUGACUGUCGAUUAGGAAUAGAUAAGGUUGAUAUAUAGAUAGGACUCUAGAUCUGUUAUCCUGCGCUUCUGGUGUGGACAAUUUGUUGUUUUGUUUGGAGUAAUGUAAUUUACUUGUGUGGGAAUCUUUCCUGUUUCGAGCAUCAGAUGUAAAUUUGUGAAUGAUAAAGAUAUUUGCUUCAAGUGGAAUUUAUUUUAAAUUAUUC
Molecule: messenger RNA, 633 nt
Organism: Eucalyptus grandis
Lineage: Eukaryota; Viridiplantae; Streptophyta; Magnoliopsida; Myrtales; Myrtaceae
Exons: 2
Coding region: 47-397 (116 amino acids)
Source: RefSeq, a predicted model, not a curated record